This is a messenger RNA of Sinocyclocheilus grahami, 1022 nucleotides long. RefSeq names its product transcription factor CP2-like. Gene Ontology annotation, cellular component: nucleus. The record is from RefSeq and is a predicted model, not a curated record. Gene Ontology annotation, molecular function: RNA polymerase II cis-regulatory region sequence-specific DNA binding; DNA-binding transcription activator activity, RNA polymerase II-specific. Bases 33 to 977 code for a protein of 314 amino acids. The transcript has 11 exons. Lineage: Eukaryota; Metazoa; Chordata; Actinopteri; Cypriniformes; Cyprinidae. Gene Ontology annotation, biological process: regulation of transcription by RNA polymerase II.
UUUAGGUUCAUUGUAUAAGCACAGAGUUCACCAUGCGUAAGCAUGGAGGAGAGAAGGGAGUGCCGUUCCGUAUUCAAAUCGACACUUUCAAGGAGAACGAGGCUGGGGAGUACACUGAGCAUCUGCACUCUGCCAGCUGCCAAUUCAAAGUUUUUAAGCCUAAAGGUGCGGACAGAAAGCAGAAAACAGACAGAGAAAAAAUGGAGAAGCGAGCACCGCAGGAAAAGGAGAAAUACCAGCCUUCAUAUGAAACCACCAUUCUCACUGAGUGCUCUCCAUGGCCUGAGAUUACAUACGUCAACAAUUCCCCAUCACCAAGUUUCAACAGCUCCCACAACAGCUUUCCUGUGAAUGAAGGAAAUGGUUCACCCAAUCACCAGCCGGAGCCUGUGGCACUGUUAGCAGAUUUGUCGUCCCACCUACUUAGAAGAGACAGUGAAAGCAAUCAGAAUCUGUUGCCCACGGCAACGCCACAGGAAGCACAGCAGUGGCUCCAUAGAAACCGUUUUUCACCAUUCGGCCGUCUCUUCUCAAACUUCUCGGGGGCCGAUCUGCUAAAACUGACCCGAGAGGAUGUCAUCCAGAUCUGUGGACCUGCUGAUGGCAUUCGGCUAUUUAAUGCACUCAAAGGACGGGUGGUCCGUCCAAGGCUCACCAUCUAUGUGUGCCAGGAGUCCCAACAACAGACUCGUGAACAGCACCAGAAACAUGAGAACGGAGACGGGUCUAGCAACACAUUCUUCGUGUAUCAUGCCAUCUAUCUGGAUGAGUUAACAGCUGUGGAACUGACAGAAAAGUUGGCUCAGCUCUUCAGCAUCUCUCCACGCCAGAUCAGUCAGAUCUUCAAGCAGGGACCGACUGGUAUCCAUGUGUUAGUCAGUGAUGAGAUGAUUCAGAACUUUCAAGAUGAGAUGUGUUUUGUCCUGGACACAAUGAAAGCUGAAACAAACGAUGGCUAUCACAUCAUUUUGAAGUGAAAACAAAGGAUGUGGGGGAGUGAACAGGCCCCUUAUGUUUUUUCU